Messenger RNA from Myxocyprinus asiaticus (Chinese sucker), 4082 nucleotides. RefSeq names its product beta-4C adrenergic receptor-like. Gene Ontology annotation, cellular component: membrane. Bases 181 to 1434 code for a protein of 417 amino acids. Lineage: Eukaryota; Metazoa; Chordata; Actinopteri; Cypriniformes; Catostomidae. Gene Ontology annotation, biological process: adenylate cyclase-activating adrenergic receptor signaling pathway; norepinephrine-epinephrine-mediated vasodilation involved in regulation of systemic arterial blood pressure. Gene Ontology annotation, molecular function: norepinephrine binding; beta3-adrenergic receptor activity; epinephrine binding. The transcript has 3 exons. The record is from RefSeq and is a predicted model, not a curated record.
AUUUUUCAAAAUGAUUUGAAAAAAGAGAGGAAGUAACUUUCUGGGUAGUAUUAUUCCAGCUGGGACAUUUAUACAGCAUGCAAAAGACUUCUGAAUUCUCCAUUUGCAGCUUGGGUUUGACCAAGCCUGGAUCCAGGUCUCUUUUUCAUUGGAUUUUCAGUUCAAGCUUCUAUACUGAGGAUGAGCACCAACAGCACCAGCCUGAUGUCUAAUGCAAAGCUGCUGCUCGUUCUUCCUCUUGCACUAGUCAUCUUCUUCACAGUAAUGGGAAACCUGCUGGUAAUCCUGGCUAUUGCUCGCACUCCUCAGCUUCACACCACCACCAACGUCUUCAUCACCUCUCUAGCCUGUGCAGAUCUCAUCAUGGGCUGUGUGGUCCAGCCCUUGGGCAUCAACAUGGUGGUGACCGGAAAAUGGCCGCUGGGUGAGACUGUUUGCGAUCUGUGGACAUCCGUGGAUGUGCUCUGUGUCACAGCCAGCAUCGAGACGCUAUGUGCCAUCGCCGUGGAACGUUACAUUGCAGUGACAAGGCCCCUCGAGCAUCAGGUUCUCCUGAGCAAGCGUAGAGCUGGGUUCAUCGUAUGCAUGGUGUGGAUGGUGUCAUCCCUGGUUUCCUUUGUGCCAAUCAUGAACCAUCAUUCUCGCGAAACUAAUCCGGACAACGAGACAAAUGCAUGCUACUCAGACCCCUACUGCUGCGACUUCAUUACCAGCAAGACCUACGCCAUCUUCUCCUCCAUGGUGUCCUUCUACGUGCCCCUGAUUAUCAUGGUCUUUGUGUAUGGGAAGGUAUUUGCCAUUGCGACCAGACAGCUGAGGCUCAUCGAUAAGGAAAGACUGCGUUUUCUGAGUAAAAGUGAAGAAGACUCUGAAGCGCAGCAUAAAAUUGGUCAGUCUUGUCAAAGUCCACAUCCAGAAGCUGAAACAGUUCAGAGUUCUAGCCGUAGACCAUUAAGACAUGUUCUCAAGGAACACAGGGCACUCAAUACAAUGGGAAUUAUUAUGGGUAUCUUCAUUCUUUGUUGGUUGCCCUUUUUCCUCUUCAAUAUCAUCAAGGUCUUCAAGCGUGGAGUUCCUCCACAGUAUGUGUUCCUUCUGUUGAAUUGGCUUGGCUAUGCUAAUUCAGGCCUGAACCCAUUCAUUUACUGCCACAGCCCAGAGUACCGUACUGCCUUCAAGAAUCUUCUAGGCUUGAAAAAUCUCAAGCGACUGAAUCGCAAUGCCUUGCACAAACACCUACGGACAUUUGCCUCAUGCAUCCAAAGCAAUGGUUCUGUAAGAAUGGAUUGCAUAGGUCACGAAGACCCAGCAGUGGUGCAGAUUAGGAACAUGAGUUCUAAUACAUGUACAGUUUUCAAAGAGGAAGAGUAUUUAGAAACUCUGCCUCACAAUGGCUCAACUGUGAAACAGAUCAGUGUUGCAGAGACAGUUUAAAGAACCAAUAAUGACAGAAAACAGCAUCCAUGGUUUUCAAAAGGACUUAACUGUACCCUACCAUUAAUGCUUUUCAAAGGACUCAAAUGGACCCUGACUUCAUUACAUUCCGAAUGUGACGGUGAUGGUAAAGAUUGUUAUGCAGGAACUCGGAAGGAGUUCGGAACUUCAAGCAAAACGACAGCCAUAAAAAUCAAGGAGUGAAGAUGUAAAAACACCAAAAAUGCCUUCUCUUCCACUCAAAAACAAAAUAAAAUCUCUUGUGUGGACCUGGCUGUGACAUACUGUACUUCUCCUUCAUUUUAAAGCAUCAUGAAGAAUCAAUUUUUUGGAGAUAAGAGUUCAUUAUACUUGGACUAACUUUUAGAAUUCAAUACUGACUCCCCAUUAAUAAAAAUGUUUUAUUAAUCAGACAAAACUGCAAAAUUGUUUCAUUCCGUACUUUACCAACUUUGGACAGAUGAAGAGAUUUGAACACAGGACUGCCUUCAUUUGCACAUUAAUAAUGCCUUUUUGAAAUUCAGAAACUUGGGCUGCCCAGUCACGGUGAGUUAAUACGGAGAAAGUAGAACAGAUACUAUUAUUACUAAAACCAAAAUAAUGAAUGAUAAUGGUGCGUUCAUUUAACGUCCAAAUGACCAUGGUUACGACAUUCCGACUUGAAAAAAUCGUAAUCUUAAGUUGUAAACUCAGAAUUCUAUGAAAGCUCUGACUUGACCACUGUGACAUCAUGUAAAAAGAACCAAAAUGGCAAAAAGAACCAAAUAGCAGCCUCAACAAUUAAAGGUAGUAUACACAUAUUUCUGCUUGAUAUGCCAUUUUAUAAUAUACAGUGUUACCUGGUGCACUUUCUUUGUUAUUUAACAUUUUGUAAAAACAUGUAGAGGUGAAAUAUUGAAGUGAUUCAAUAUUUUAUAUGUUUUGACAUUAUGAUUGUUGCCAAAGAAACUUUUAAGCAAAGUUCUCAGUCUGAGGACUAACAGUAGUUUCAACAUGACGUGAAUGCACCAAACGUGUGAAAUGAGGGACAACCUUGUGCUGUUCUUACUAUGUGUAGCACCUGCAACACUGCAUAUCCUUCUGAAAUAUUAAAAACAAAUGUUAGUUUUUAUUUAACGUCAUACUUUUUUAACAAACUCCCUGAUCAUUUCAGUUUAAUCUUAACAGUUUGUUAAAACAAAUUAAUUCUAAUUUAAUAAUAAUUUAAAAAAAUAUGGUUUUACCUUGGCUUGAUACAAUUCCAAGCACUACCCGGAGAUUAAACAUGCACAUUCUGGAGUGGAUCAGCUUGAGUGGAAUGCACAAAACAGACAUUUCACUGGCAGUCUUGUACCAAACAUUAGAGAAUUGGUUACCUUUUAACUAACCACAAAACAUGUCUUGUCAGCUUUACUUAAUCCAUGUGUUAGGACAACACAUUUGUUUGGUUAACUUAAAUUGGGCAGAGGAUUUCUGGUUCCAUGCAUGCUUUGCAUAGGACUCAACAAGGAAAUUAAAUGUUAAACUUAGGUGUUAUUUUAUGUGUCUUUGUACAAGACUGUAUUUUUAAAGUGCUUUAUAAAUCAAUCUUGAACUUGAAGAUGAUAAUAUGGGAAUAUAAAAACUUGUUAGUGUUUCAUGUUUUGUAUGUUGAGAUUUAGAAAGAAUUUCUGUUAUGUUGUAGCUUUUGGGGUUACCAUCAUGUUGAAGAGUGGAGCUUGAGCCUAAGUUGAGGACCAAUACAUUUGGGGUAUUUUUCAUAUUGCUAUAUCCAUUGAGCAAUUGCUGUUCUAAAUAUAGCAUAGUAACCAGGUAGUACGCAUUAGUGCUUCCAACUAGCAUGUCUUUAGCAUACUAAUAUUUCCUGUCACGAGCUAGCAUAUCACUAAAACAGUUUCAUUUGAGUUAUUUUGGCAUGUAAAAUUUUGUUGGGUUUACUUACUGUAAUUCAGUUAGGUUCCCUCCUUAUUUAAGUAUUUAAGUUGAAAAUUAAGUCAUUUUAAUUUAAGAAAACUCAUUUCAAACAUGUGCAACCACUGUCCAUGACUGAAUUAAUUUUGACCAAAGACUCUUUUUUUUUUAAAGUGUAGAUACUUAAACACUUUGUCAAAUUGCAGGGCAAUACAAAAGAAUUUAUUCAGAGUAACUAAACAAGCAUAAAACUGUGUUAAACUGAGUAGGCUGUACUCAACUUUUCAUAAAGUCAAAUUAAUGGCAUCACAAAGGCGAUGAGUCAUUUUAAUUGGUCUUUUCUUGAUGCGAGUGUCAUUGUCAUGUGCACGUACAGAGACAGUCAGAAUGUAAAAUGCAUUAGUUUGAUGAAGCUCCACAACUAUUACAGUGACAGAAGAAACGUAAUUAACUGCAGUCUCACAAAAGGUCAGAACUGCAUCAAAUCCUGUUCUUUUAAAGGCUGCUGUUUUGCCGCAUUUGUGUUCCUAGUCUGAAAUAUGCAUACUAAGGAUGGAUUUGUUCGUUUCAGAAUGAGGUAUAAAAAUCUGCCAAUUUGGAAGCUUUAUUUCAAUACUGCCAAUCAAAAUGAGAACAUAAUAUAAAUAAAACUAAUUGUCCAUCCAUCCACCCACCCAUCCAUUUCUUUAUUUAUUUUUGCUUAUAGCUACUUAUAUACAGUAGUUAAAUAAAGGCUCCUUGAAUUCUGAGCUUGUAGC